AUGGUCGUCGACACCGCCUAUUACGAUACCCUGGGCGUGCAGCCUACGGCCACCGAGCUUCAGAUCAAGAAGGCCUACCGCAAGCUGGCUAUUGUGCACCAUCCAGACAAGAAUCCCAAUGAUCCCGCCGCCCACGAAAAAUUUCAAGAAAUCGGCGAAGCCUACCAAGUCCUUUCCGACACAGAGCUCCGCAAGGCAUAUGACAAGUUCGGCAAGGAUCGUGCGAAGCCGCAGGAAGGCUUCACUGAUCCAGCCGAGUUCUUCACGUCCAUCUUUGGCGGCGAGGCCUUCGAGGACUGGAUUGGCGAGAUCAGCCUGAUGAAGGAUCUCACGGCCACCAUGGACAUCGCCAUGGCCGAAGGCGAGGACCAGCCGGAGACCCCAGCGAAUGUUGAAUUCCCCGGCACCGAAGAGGCCAAGAAGCAGAGCGCACAGGAGUUCGCAGAAAAGGAGACUGCCGCUGCUGCUGCCGGAGCUCAAGGCGCUCCCGGCGCUCCUCCGCCGCCAACCGUCGUCGUCGACGAAGAAAAGCCCAGCGGCACCGCUCACCCCGCGACUGCAGCCGGACCUACGCCUCCCCCCCGAUCAGAUGCCACCUCCCCCGCGCCGUCCUCGUCCUCACGCAACCGAACACAAAUCCCCCUCCGACCCGCGCUCAGCGACAGACCCCACGACGAAGCAUCCAUCCAGGCCGCCGAAGAGGAGCUCCGCCAAAAGGAGAAGAAAAAGGGCGGCCUCACCAAGGAGCAGCGCGAGCAGCUCGCCGCCUACGAAAAGGAGCGCGCUGCCAUCCGCCAGAAGCGAGUCGAUACGCUAGCAGAAAAGCUGCUCGACCGUGUGAGCGUGUGGACCGAGACCGACAAGGGCGACGACGUCACCAGGGCUUUCCAGGAGAAGAUGCGCCUCGAGGUGGAAAACCUCAAGAUGGAAUCAUUCGGCAUCGACAUCCUCCACGCCAUUGGCCAGACGUACGUCUCCAAAGCAUCCGGUCUCCUGCGCAGCCAGAAAUUCCUCGGCAUAGGCGGCUUCUUCAGCCGCCUCAAGGACAAGGGCACCCUGGUAAAGGACACCUGGAACACGAUCAGCAGCGCCCUCGACGCGCAGCAGACCGUCGAGGACAUGGCCAAGAUGGAGGCCAAGGGCGGCGAGGACUGGACCGAGGAGAAGCGCGUCGAGUACGAGCGCCGCGUCACAGGCAAGAUCCUCACGGCCGCAUGGCGCGGCAGCAAGUUUGAGAUCCAGAGCGUCCUGCGCGAGGUCUGCGACAGUGUGCUGUACAACAAAAAGGUUUCCCUUUCCAAGCGGUUAGAACGUGCGCAGGCGCUCGUCCUCAUUGGCGAUAUAUUCCUAAAGGCCCAGAGAUCCCCCGAAGAAGAAGGCGACUACCUCGUCUUUGAGCAACUCGUGGCCGAGGCCGCUAUCAAGAAGGACAAGGACGAGGAUAAGCGGAAAAGGGACAAGAAGGAUAGACAUCACCGCCACGCCGAGGAAGUUGCCGGCGAUGCGCCGAAUGUUCCCAAGGCGUAA
Messenger RNA from Metarhizium brunneum ARSEF 3297, 1527 nucleotides. RefSeq lists its product as uncharacterized. The record is from RefSeq and is a predicted model, not a curated record. NCBI's taxonomy places the organism in Eukaryota, Fungi, Ascomycota, Sordariomycetes, Hypocreales, Clavicipitaceae. Gene Ontology annotation, cellular component: cytosol. Gene Ontology annotation, biological process: protein import into peroxisome matrix.